AUGUCGUAUCCCUACAAGGCAACAUUUUUUGCUAGAUAUCCCGAAUAUAUUCCUCCUACAAGUGAGGAGGAUGCUUUAACUGAUCCUAGGGAGAAGUUGAAACCUGCCUGUAAGGAGAAAUGCGCCAAAUACACAAAACUCUAUGAUGAAUGUGUUGAACGUGUUAGGGCAAGAAAUGAGAAGAUAAACAACGGGGAAUUGGAUGCGGAACCGGGGCAUUGUCUAGGGCAACACUACGAACUCGUUAGUUGUGUUGACAAUUGUGUAUGUUUUAAGGCCAAAAUUUCUUUAUUUAGGUUUCCAAGGACCUAUUUCGGUACUUGA
This is a messenger RNA of Theileria annulata, 324 nucleotides long. Its product is annotated as ubiquinol-cytochrome c reductase complex, subunit, putative. Gene Ontology annotation, biological process: mitochondrial electron transport, ubiquinol to cytochrome c. NCBI's taxonomy places the organism in Eukaryota, Apicomplexa, Aconoidasida, Piroplasmida, Theileriidae. The record is from RefSeq and is a predicted model, not a curated record. Bases 1 to 324 code for a protein of 107 amino acids. The transcript is spliced from 2 exons.